AUGGAUAAGAAACUUCCAUCUGGGCAGAAAGGGAACAAAGGUUGGCUCAAAGGGCUUAUACUUGCAUUGCAGUGCCUACAUGGCCAUCUUGCGGAUGACGAAAAGGUCGCGAACAUAUCAAGAUGGCUGGUCGUGAGACUUUGGCCUUCGGAUGGGAACAGGCGGUGA
Messenger RNA from Dovyalis caffra, 168 nucleotides. The record is from the annotation of a GenBank genome assembly. NCBI's taxonomy places the organism in Eukaryota, Viridiplantae, Streptophyta, Magnoliopsida, Malpighiales, Salicaceae.